Messenger RNA from Coccidioides posadasii C735 delta SOWgp, 1299 nucleotides. RefSeq lists its product as uncharacterized. The record is from RefSeq and is a predicted model, not a curated record. Lineage: Eukaryota; Fungi; Ascomycota; Eurotiomycetes; Onygenales; Onygenaceae.
AUGACGGCCUCAAAGGCACAAGCCCCAGCAUAUGCUGGCAAUUCAUCAGAGAUCCACCUGGAAGCCCAGAAUGCACUAGAGCCAUCUUCAGUGUCUGGUAGUUUCCAGCCAUAUACUGACGACGCGGAUUUUGGAGGUGAGGACAACCCGCCAGCCUACACCGAAUACGACGAAUCUCGACCGCCGGUCGAUGGUUCCCGUGACGACUCGGUCAAUGAGCGAAUCCGAUCUGAUGAGUACGAUAUUCCGGGCGCUCGUGUUCUUACAUCUUACAGAGAAGGCAAGACCUAUACGAUUUCACUGGCCCCGUACUUAUCUUCCAAUGCCGAAGUGCUGUACAGAUUCUUCAAGCUGCAAGCAGAGCUCCCUCCACAGGUAUUUGUCUCGGUAAAAGGGACGCAUACGGUGUCAACGAAGAACCGCGAUAAACAGUCAUCAACUCAGACUAUCAUAGAUUUUGAUUUUUUGAUUGAUGGCAGCGACAGUGUGCUGCCACCGGUCCGCUGCAUAGAUGGGGUUUACAAAGUGAUGAAGGUCAUCCAAGAUAAUGAUGGAGUGUCCGCAUACAGAGGCAGCAGAUUUAGGAGCACCAACAGAAACUGGUGUAAGAAGAAACGCAUUGCAACCGCACUUGAAGAUGGGCAAAUAAACAUCAGCCCAACCCUUGAGGAAUGGUGCCAGAGGUUUUGCAGUGAUAAAUCAAGUGUCAAAUCCUUCACGCUUCAUCGCGACGUCGUCAAUUGGAAUUUCAAUCUGAUUCGGCGCCAGAUCAUUUCAAUCAUCCGAUCCACUAAUUACUGCGGCACCAUCACAGUUUCCCCGUUCAUACAGCAGUCCCGGGUUACCAUAUAUUCACCAUCUUUGAUUAACCGGCUGCGUACCAGUUCUUUCGUCUGGUGGACAUGUGUGAUUCUUCAGCUUUGGAUCAUCACCUGGCCCCUCCUAAUCCUAUUAGAGAAGCGCUAUGAAAUUGUCCGUGUUGAGCAUCAUGUUUCGCGUGGUGGAGUCUAUAGCUCACCAGGUGGCUCUGAGAACGACUGGGUUCAGACGUAUACGUCUGCAAUCAAAGCUGCGGCUCUGGGAAGGAGACAGGGUGAAGUGGUCACCGCUGCAGACAUUCCCCGAGCACGAGACAUGUUUAUGAAUAGGCUAGAUUCGGAGUCAGAGAGGGAAAGAAGGCAGAGAAUUGAUAGAGGCGAGGGAACUUGGGCGGAUUCGGUUGUUGACCUUGUGAGAGGCGUCUCGGAGGCGGCUCAUCGGUGGAACGUUAACCAAAGCUGGGGCAGCGAUGAAUACUAA